Messenger RNA from Enterobius vermicularis (human pinworm), 957 nucleotides. The record is from the annotation of a GenBank genome assembly. NCBI's taxonomy places the organism in Eukaryota, Metazoa, Nematoda, Chromadorea, Rhabditida, Oxyuridae.
AUGUUAAGAAGUUUUAUUGUUUUACAACUAUUGCUAUUGGUAUCACCAGCAUAUGGUGCCGAUAAAUGUCCACCAAUUUUUGGUGAAUUUGAAUGCCCAUUAAACUACAAUUGUGUUGAUAGUACAUGCGCCUCCUCAGAUGGUAUUGCUGCUCCAUGGGAAUGCGAUAAAGUUACUUGUCCAGAAAGUAAACGUUGUUUUAAGGGACGUUGUUAUGAGGCAAAAGGAUUGGUUUGUAAUCGAAAUGUUAUUGUUGCAAAUAUGUCAGCAAAAUCGAUCAUUUCUGAUUGUGGUAUGCAAGGCAAAUGUGUUAACGGACGUUGCGUAGAAGACAGAUGUAUUGGAGUAAUCUGUAAACUGAACGAAAUUUGUCGUGACGGCACCUGUGUUGAAAUGGUAAAUAAAUUCUGCAUCAACGAUUUUGACUGUGGUCCAAACUUAGAUUGUGUUUCCAAUAAGUGUGUUUAUUUUGAAAAAGCGUUACCCUGUCACUGCGAUCCAGCAGAAACCUGUCAACAGGGAAGAUGUUAUCCGGAUUCAAAAUGUGCUCAUAUAACCUGCGGAGAAGGUCAGUUAUGCAGCGACGGGAUUUGCAUUUCAGCUAUUGGACGAGACUGUUCGCAGGAGGAAUGUCAGGGCGGAACUGUAUGUAUCCAGGGGCACUGUGCACUUGACGAAUGUAAGAAUCGAUGUCCUGUAGAUUACGCUUGUAGACGAGGACAGUGCAGACAUUUACAAGGUCUAAUUUGUCAAACAGAAUGUCCGUCACCCUACGAAUGUGUUGAUGGACUUUGCACUCGCGACGACUGUUCGCAAAAAAUAUGUCAAGUUGGUGAAGUUUGUGAAAAUGGUUUUUGUAUUCGAGUCGAAGGUCGUCUUUGUUCGUUGGCAGUUCGAGAUUGUGGAGAAGGUUUUGAGUGUGAAUCAAAUAUAUGCCGAGACAAGGUAUUAUUGUAG